UCCCACCCUCGUCUUGCUCCGCCUUUGCCGAGAAUCUCCGCGCCUUGCGGCGGCUUACGGAAUCCGCGCGCUGUCAGCUGACUUGUGCGGUCAAGAUCCGAUCCGUCGAGAUCUAUCGCUUACAGUAGCAUCUCGCAGGCGACAUUCGUCGGUUCGGUUCGUUUCGUUUCGUUUCGUUGUUGAAACCACUGUCGCCUAGUCGCCCGCGGAUUCCAUGGGCGAACCCGAUUCAUGGGAGGAUAUCGCGGGCCAGCAGCAGCCGCCGGCACCGGGCGGAUAUUACAACGCGCCUCCCGGCGCAGCAGGCGGAGCGCUCAACGUUAACGCGGCGGCGUUCGCGUUUAACCCGACGGCCAACACUUUCAUGCCCAACUACCCCGGCCAACCCGCUCCUGGUGGUGCUCCUGGCGCGUACGGUUACAACCAAGGCGGGUACGCUUACAACCCGCAGGCGGCGUACGGUUACAACCAAGGCGGGUACGGUUACAACCAGGGCGGGUACGGUUACAACCAGGGACAGCAGUACGGCGGAGGUGGGUAUCAGCAGCAGCAGUACGGCGGGGGAGGGUACCAGCAGCAGCAGCAGCAGUACGGGGGAAGGGGAGGGCGAGGGGGUGGCGGAGGGCGGGGAGGCGGAGGAUACAGCGGGGGACGGGGAGCAGGCGGAGGCGUUGCGGGCGCGCAGGGGCAGCAGCCCCAGCAGCAGCAGUAUGCGCAGCAGCCGCAGCCGCAGCAGCAGCAGUCAUCGGGGCCUGCUGUUACUAAAACCCUAGGCGGUCCCGCGUCGUCCGGUCCUGCAGUCUCGAAAACCCUCGGGGGCCCUGCGGUCUCCAAGUCCCUUGGCGGACCCUCCGUGCAGAAGGUUCUCGGCGCAACUGCACCCGCGGCUGCCCCCGCGCCAGCAGCGGCGGUUUCCGUCCCUCCCGCCGCAGCCGCUGCUCCGCCCGCGGCGGAGGAGGAGAAGCCCGCGGAGGCGGAAGCGGAAGUGAAAGUGGAGGGAAAGGCGGAGAUCCCAGCGGAAAGCGAUGGAGCAGCGGAUGCAGCAGCGGCAGGCGUGGCAGCGCUGGACAUCAAGGCGGACGCCAAGGACGACGCGGCCCCUUCAACAGCAGCAGACGGAGCAGCGGCAGACGUCAAGCCCGAAGCAGCAGCGGCGGCAGCAGCAGCAGCGGCGGUGGUGGAGGAGGAGGAGGUGGCGGAGGAGGAGUUCGAGAUCCCCGAGUCGGAGGACAAGCGGCAGCACCUCAACCUCGUCUUCAUCGGCCACGUUGACGCGGGCAAGUCGACGAUCGGCGGGCAGAUCCUGUACCUGGCGAACAUGGUGGACGAACGCACCAUCCAGAAAUACGAGCGCGAGGCCAAGGACAAGAACCGAGAGAGCUGGUACAUGGCGUACAUCAUGGACACCAAUGAGGAAGAGAGGGCCAAGGGCAAGACGGUGGAAGUUGGGCGGGCGCACUUUGAGACGGAGAAGAAGCGAUACACCAUCCUCGAUGCCCCUGGCCACAAGAACUACGUGCCCAACAUGAUCAGCGGAGCCUCCCAGGCCGACGUGGGUGUGCUGGUGAUCGCGGCGCGCAAGGGCGAGUUUGAGACGGGGUUCGAGCGCGGCGGGCAGACGCGGGAGCACGCGCAGCUGGCGAAGACGCUGGGCGUUUCCAAGAUGGUGGUGGUGGUGAACAAGAUGGACGACCCCUCUGUGCAGUGGAACCAGGAGCGGUAUGAUGAGAUCGUGACCAAGCUCACUCCGUUCCUCAAGCAGUGCGGCUACAACACCAAGAAAGACGUGCAGUACCUGCCCAUCUCGGGCAUCCAGGGCGCCAACAUGAAGGAUCGCGUCAAGAAGGACGUGUGCCCCUGGUACGACGGGCCGUGCUUCUUUGAAGUGCUCGACGCCCUCACCCCGCCCGACCGCGACCCCAAGGGCCCCGUUAGAAUGCCCAUCAUAGACAAGUACCGUGACAUGGGCACGGUGGUGAUGGGCAAGGUGGAGAGUGGCUGCAUCAAGCGCGGCGACACUCUCACCGUCAUGCCCAAUAAGACGGUGGUGAAGGUGGUGACCAUAUUCCGCGACAACGACGAGGUCACCUUCGCCAUGCCGGGGGAGAACCUGCGCGUGCGCCUCACCGGCAUUGAGGAGGAGGAGGUCUCCUCCGGCUUCGUGCUCUCUUCCCGCAAGCGUCCCAUUGGGGUAUGCACAGAGUUCGAUGCCCAGCUGCAGAUCCUGGAGCUGCUGGACCACAAGGCCAUAUUUACAGCUGGGUACAAGGCGGUGCUGCACGUGCACAGCGUGGUGGAGGAGUGUGAGAUCAUCAGCCUGCUGCAGCAGAUCGACCCCAAGACCAAGAAGCCCAUGAAGAAGAAGCCGCUCUUCGUCAAGAGCGGAGCCGUGGUGGUCGUGCGCAUCCAGGUCAGCGACCCCAUUUGCGUGGAGAAGUUCUCCGACUUCCCGCAGCUCGGCCGCUUCACUCUGCGCGACGAAGGCAAGACAGUGGCGAUCGGCAAGGUCACGCACCUGCGGUCCAGCUCUGACUGACGUUUUGGCCCCUCGUCUCACUUCCCCUCUGCUGCUCCCCCUCUCUCCCCCCGUAACAAGUGAGGCACGUAAAGAAAACAUAGCAUCAACCUUGCAACCGCUUUGCAGGAACAGGCCUUCCCCUUCAUACUGCCACCUGCCGCCCUGCCCCCGGCCACCACCUGACACUGCUCCUGUCCCUGCCACUGCCUCACAAAUGGCGGCUUCCUGCAUCCCUCUGCUCCUGCCUCUCUUCUCCAUGCAAGUCUCAGCAGGUCGAUAGCAACGCUCACGCUCAUGCUCAUGCUCAUGCUCAUGCUCAUGCUCAUGCUCAUGCUCAUGCUCAUGCUCACGCUCAUGCUCAUGCCUUGCUGCUGCCACACUGCGCGGAUGGUUUACAGACAGAAGCAUGGUGUGAGCAUGCAUCAUUCACCAACAAUGUGCCAUGUGUGUACUACAAGCAGCAACAUUUGCUCAGGGUUUCGGGCAUUAGAUGCAGAGCCAGAUAGGGUACAUGGCACGAUGCAACUUCAAUCAGGCACCAUCGUAGCACCUUUUUAGGCAGCAUUGCGGCAGAUUUGCGUUUUCUAUGGGUGUGUUUCCUUUCCAGGAUGGUCCAUAACUGAUGCACAAUCACCAGGCCUGCAGCAGGCCGUUACUGCCUCUAACAUGCCUUGAUGCUGUGGUGUGGUAAUGUACAUGUGAUGUGACUCAAACGGGCUUGAAAGUUGAAAUACCUUGGUAUCCA
Molecule: messenger RNA, 3263 nt
Organism: Closterium sp. NIES-67
Lineage: Eukaryota; Viridiplantae; Streptophyta; Zygnematophyceae; Desmidiales; Closteriaceae
Source: the annotation of a GenBank genome assembly